CUGAUCCAGUGCCUGAAGCAGGGUGCCCUGUCCCGCACCACCGCCAGCACCCAGAUGAACGUGCAGAGCUCCCGCUCCCAUGCCAUCUUCACCAUCCACCUCUGCCAGAUGAGAGUGACCAACCUCCUGGAUGGAGCCCAGCCCACCACUGAGUACGAAACCCUCACGGCCAAGUUCCACUUCGUAGACCUGGCUGGCUCGGAGCGGCUGAAGCGCACGGGAGCCACCGGCGAGAGGGCCAAGGAGGGCAUCUCCAUCAACUGUGGGCUGCUGGCCUUGGGGAAUGUCAUCAGUGCUCUCGGAGACCAGAGCAAGAAAGUUGUACACGUGCCCUACCGGGACUCCAAGCUCACUCGCCUGCUGCAGGAUUCCCUUGGGGGCAACAGCCAAACCAUCAUGAUCGCCUGCGUGAGUCCGUCCGACCGGGACUUCAUGGAGACCCUGAACACCCUCAAGUACGCCAACCGGGCCCGCAACAUCAAGAACAAGGUGGUGGUGAACCAGGACAAGACGAGCCAGCAGAUCAGCGCCCUGCGGGCCGAGAUCGCCCGCCUGCAGAUGGAGCUGAUGGAGUACAAGGCGGGCAAGCGGGUGAUCGGGGAGGACGGCUCGGAGAGCUACAGCGACCUGUUCCGGGAGAACGCGCUGCUGCAGAAGGAGAACAGCACCCUGCGCCUGCGGGUGAAGGCCAUGCAGGAGGCCAUCGACGCCAUCAACAGC
This is a messenger RNA of Merops nubicus (carmine bee-eater), 720 nucleotides long. Its product is annotated as kinesin-like protein KIF21B. Gene Ontology annotation, biological process: mitotic spindle organization; microtubule-based movement. Lineage: Eukaryota; Metazoa; Chordata; Aves; Coraciiformes; Meropidae. The transcript has 5 exons. Gene Ontology annotation, molecular function: microtubule binding; microtubule motor activity; ATP binding. The annotation marks the transcript as partial. The record is from RefSeq and is a predicted model, not a curated record.